Molecule: messenger RNA, 2751 nt
Organism: Camelus dromedarius (Arabian camel)
Lineage: Eukaryota; Metazoa; Chordata; Mammalia; Artiodactyla; Camelidae
Gene: TOX
Product: thymocyte selection associated high mobility group box
Exons: 9
Coding region: 221-1804 (527 amino acids)
Biological process (GO): leukocyte differentiation; regulation of transcription by RNA polymerase II
Cellular component (GO): nucleus
Molecular function (GO): chromatin DNA binding
Source: RefSeq, a predicted model, not a curated record
GGAGAGUUGAGCGCUUUUCCCCCCUCUUUUUUUUUUCUUUUUUUUUUCUCCUCUUCUUCUUAAACAAACCACAAACGGAUGUGAGGGAAGGAAGGUGUUUCUUUUACUCCUGAGUCCAGACACCUCUCUCCGUUCUGUCUAAGCUUGUUUGGCUGAACACUUUUUUUGAAAAAAAAAAAAAAAGAGGCAAAGAAAAGGAGUUGCUUGAUGUGAGAGUGAAAUGGACGUAAGAUUUUAUCCACCUCCAGCCCAGCCCGCCGCUGCGCCCGACGCUCCCUGUCUGGGACCUUCUCCCUGCCUGGACCCCUACUAUUGCAACAAGUUUGACGGUGAGAACAUGUAUAUGAGCAUGACAGAGCCGAGCCAGGACUAUGUGCCAGCCAGCCAGUCGUACCCUGGGCCAAGCCUGGAAAGUGAAGACUUCAACAUUCCACCCAUCACCCCUCCGUCCCUCCCCGACCACUCGCUGGUGCACCUGAACGAAGUCGAGCCUGGCUACCACUCUCUCUGUCACCCCAUGAACCACAAUGGCCUGCUCCCGUUCCACCCGCAAAACAUGGACCUCCCCGAAAUCACCGUGUCCAACAUGCUGGGGCAGGACGGCGCGCUGCUUCCCGGCUCCAUCUCCGUGAUGCAAGAUAUACGGAACCCGGAAGGAACUCAAUACAGCUCCCAUCCUCAGAUGGCAGCCAUGAGACCAAGGGGUCAGCCCGCAGACAUCAGGCAGCAGCCAGGAAUGAUGCAGCACGGCCAGCUGACCACCAUCAACCAAUCCCAGCUAAGUGCUCAGCUUGGAUUGAACAUGGGAGGGAGCAGCGUCCCCCACAACUCACCGUCUCCUCCCGGAAGCAAGUCCGCGACUCCAUCACCAUCCAGUUCAGUGCAUGAGGAUGAAGGCGAUGAUACCUCUAAGAUCAAUGGUGGGGAGAAGCGGCCCGCCUCUGACAUGGGGAAAAAACCAAAAACCCCCAAAAAGAAGAAGAAGAAGGACCCCAACGAGCCCCAGAAGCCUGUGUCUGCCUACGCGCUGUUCUUCCGCGACACUCAGGCCGCCAUCAAGGGCCAAAAUCCAAAUGCUACCUUCGGUGAAGUCUCCAAAAUUGUGGCUUCGAUGUGGGACGGUUUGGGAGAAGAGCAAAAACAGGUCUAUAAAAAGAAAACAGAGGCUGCAAAGAAGGAGUACCUGAAGCAACUGGCAGCAUACAGAGCCAGCCUUGUAUCCAAGAGCUACAGCGAGCCCGUGGACGUGAAGGCGUCGCAGCCGCCGCCGCUGGUCAACUCCAAGCCCCCGGCCGUGUUCCCGGGGCCCAGCCAGGCCCACUCAGCUCUGUACCUAAGCUCCCACUACCACCAGCAGCCCGGAAUGAGCCCUCACCUCACCGCCAUGCACCCCAGCCUCCCCAGGAGCAUAGCCCCCAAGGCCAGUAACCAGAUGCCAGUGACUGUGUCUAUAGCGAACAUGGCCGUGUCCCCCCCUCCCCCGCUGCAGAUCAGCCCGCCUCUGCACCAGCAUCUCAACCUGCAGCCGCACCAGCCGCUCAGCAUGCAGCAGCCCCUCGGGAACCAGCUCCCCAUGCAGGUCCAGCCCGCCUUACACUCCCCGACCCUGCAGCAGGGAUUUAAUCUGCAACCCGACUAUCAGACUAUAAUCAACCCUACAUCUACAGCUGCGCAAGUGGUCACCCAGGCCAUGGAGUACGUGCGCUCCGGGUGCAGAAAUCCGCCCGCCCAGCCGGUGGACUGGAAUAGCGACUACUGCAGCAGUGGAGGCGUGCAGAGGGACAAAGCACUGUACCUCACCUGAGAAUCUGAACACCUCCUCUUUCCACUGAGGCAUUCAGGGAAGUCUUUCCGCCGCGGGUUGCUUUGCGCCGCCAGGCAGCCCUCCGUCUGAUUAGAAAAUUCAAGUUGCUGAGCACUUAGGACCAUUUGAGCUCGUGGGUCCCCCACUCUGGAAGAAAUAGUCAUGCUUCUUUAUUAUUUUUUUAAUCCUUUCUGGACGCUGUUUCCCCUCGCCCUGAAGGAGGCGUGGGCCGCCCCGGUUUUGUGUUGGGUUUGCUGUGAAGUGCUGCCAUAGUCCUGCCUUAGCGACUGUAGACGUCCCGGGUGAAGCCCGGCUUUCCCAGUGGUUUUCAUAAUGGGUGUUUAUAUGAAACUACUAAAGACUUUUUAAAUGGCUUGAUGUAGCAGUCAUAGCAGGUUUGUAAAUGGCAUCUAUGUCACUCUCCUAGAGUAUAAAAUGUGAAUGUUUUUGUAGCUAAAUUGUAAUUUCAAACUGGCUCAUUCCAGUUUAUUGAUUUCACAAUAGGGGGUAAAUUGGCAAACAUUCAUAUUUUUACUUCGUUUUUAAAACAACUGACUAAUAGUUCUAUAUUUUCAAAAUAUUUGGAAAAAAACAUAUUCCCAAAUGAUUUUAAUUUCAAAAAAAAAUUGGCUUUGUCUCAUUGAUCAGACAAAAAGAGACCAUAUGAAGGGAAACGCAAACACAUUUAUUUUAUACUGCAAAAAAAAAUUGCUUUUUUGUAUCACUUUUUGUGUAAUGGUUAGUAAAUGUCAUUUAAGUCCUUUUAUGUAUAAAACUGCCAAAUGCUUACCUGGUAUUUUAUUAGAUGCAGAAACAGAUUGGAAACAGCUAAAUUAUAACCUUUAUGGCACUGUAUUAUUGUUUCUUCAUACUGUGUCUGUAUUUAAUCUUUUUUUAUGGAAACCGUUGCGCCUAUUUAUGAAAUAAUAAAUAUAGGUGUUUGUAAG